CUACGAAUUUUCAUCCACAAUGACAUAUUAAAAUACGGACUAUCCAGCUGUGAAUUUACGAAAAUUGCGUCUUAUUUUAUAAAAAAUUAAAUUAAAUCAAUCAGCGACGUGUUAAAGUUUGCUUGAUUUACAAGAAGAAGCACUCAGAAGAGCUAAAAUGGCCUACGCUUACUUGUUUAAAUACAUCAUCAUUGGCGACACAGGUGUUGGCAAGUCCUGCCUAUUGCUGCAAUUCACAGACAAGAGAUUCCAGCCAGUCCAUGAUUUGACUAUUGGUGUUGAAUUUGGUGCUCGCAUGAUCACGAUAGAUGGCAAGCAAAUUAAGCUGCAAAUAUGGGAUACAGCUGGCCAAGAAGCUUUCAGAUCUAUCACUAGAUCAUACUACCGAGGUGCAGCUGGUGCGCUGCUAGUGUAUGAUAUUACACGAAGGGACACUUUUAACCAUCUCACUACCUGGCUCGAAGAUGCACGUCAACAUUCCAACUCCAAUAUGGUGAUCAUGCUUAUUGGGAACAAAAGUGACCUUGAGUCGCGACGCGAAGUCAAGAAGGAAGAGGGCGAAGCGUUCGCCCGUGAACAUGGGCUUGUGUUCAUGGAAACAUCCGCCAAAACUGCUGCCAAUGUGGAGGAGGCCUUUAUCAACACGGCCAAAGAGAUUUAUGAGAAGAUACAGGAAGGUGUCUUUGAUAUCAACAAUGAGGCCAACGGCAUCAAGAUAGGCCCUCAGCACUCGACGGCUGGAGGCGCGGGGGCGGGAGGCGCGGGCGCGGGCGGUGCGGCCGGCGGCGGCUGCUGUUAGGUGCUGCGCUGCACACACUGAGAGGGCUCACGAGGAAAGGUGCAGCUGUGUGCAACGAAACUGGAUAUGGAACUUACUGCAUGUCGGAUUAUACAAUAUUAUUUUAUAUGCUACAAUAGGUUGCGUCUCUACUGUACCUAGUGCAGGCUCUGGUAAGCCUAUAUCUAGUAUUUUAUGUAAAAAAUAUUCUACAGGUAUUAUUAUAAAUACCUAUUAAGAAGUAGAGAUAUCUGUUUGUAUGUACAAUAAUUUAUUAACCUUCUGGUGAUAUGUUAUUGUAUAUAGGAUAUGGAAAUUAAAUGACAAGCAGUUUACUGCUUAUUAUAAUGGUUUUGUAGAAUACUGAUAGCAUAGGAGUGUUUCCAGCAGAAUAAAAUACCAUAAAAUGAUGUUCUUAAUAAAGUACAGGACACAUAUGACUAAUGGUACAUAUUUUGAGUAAGGAAUUUUCUAAUCUCCAUCUGAUGAGCUUCUUUGCCUAUGAUCUCUAGUAUUAUUAUGGUUAUAUCUACCAAGUGAUGUUCCUUGCUAUUAUUUGGGUCAAUAUACUCGUAUUUUCAAUAGGGAUUUUCCACAAUCUAUAAUCUACUAAAAAAAACUCGUCUUUUCAUUGUCCGGUUUUAAUAUAAAACGCAAAGUAUUUACGAGCGCUUAAAUAUAAAUUCGUGUGUGAUAAUGUCAUAAGAUAGGAAACAUAUGUGCUUUUCACACACUGGCUCAAAAUUGAAUAAUAUGUAUUUAGUGGGAAUUUCCAAAGCGAAACAUCUGAAUAUUUAAUAUACUGAUGGCCAUUAUGAUAAGCAGGUUGAUUUCUAAUAAUUAUUUUACAACUAUAACAAAAAAAUAGUACCUAUCCUUAUUUGUUAAGUGUGGCAGUAAAGUUAACUUCUCAAAUCUUCAAUCAUUAGACAUAAGAAAACCAUUCAUAUUCUUACUAUUAUAACUACUAAGGAGGCAACUUGCGAAUGGACCAGGUGGACAUUGUAUUGUAGUCUGUAUAUGUUUGAUGUUUCAUUAAAAGCUUUUAUGUAUAUUGAAAUACUUUCAUGAUAUUCAUUUUGUGCAAUGACGCAUUUAUAUAAAGCAAGAAUGUACAACUUGAUAAAUUUAUAAUUCGUCUAAACUUCCUUUUUUAAAAUGCAUCUGAAUAUUUGAUUCAGAGUUGAUAGCUGUUCUUAUAAGAUUUUUAUUACUUUAAAUACUUUACAGAGUCAAAUGGAGGAUAUCAACUUAUUUGUUUGGACACAGAGAAAUAUUUAUUUAAAAUCUGUACAAAUAAGUUUCUAACACUUCUUAGCAAAUUUUAUUUUAGAUAUACUUUAUUUUCAAGUUAGGUUUUAUUUUUAAAAGCAAUAUUGAUAAUUGAUUUAAUAUUACCCAAGAACAAGUUUUACAAUAUCAAAGACUUAGAAUAUCUCAAUUCUAAAUGUUGAAAUAAUGACUUUUGAUUUAAAAAAAAACAAUUAUUGCACAAUAAAUUGUUGUUAAUGUCAAUAUCUUGUUAGGACUAACAUUGUAUUAAAUAAAAGGACUGCUUGCAUAGUAAUUGAAGACAUGAAAAUUAUGUUAUUUUUAAGUUUUAGCACAUUAUGAUGUAGUAAUAUUUUAUAAGGUUACGAUGUGCAACAUAUUUGUAAAGCAUAAUUCAUGAAAUAAAUGUUAAAAUGUA
Molecule: messenger RNA, 2468 nt
Organism: Zerene cesonia (dogface butterfly)
Lineage: Eukaryota; Metazoa; Arthropoda; Insecta; Lepidoptera; Pieridae
Gene: Rab2
Product: ras-related protein Rab-2A
Exons: 6
Coding region: 158-799 (213 amino acids)
Cellular component (GO): Golgi apparatus
Molecular function (GO): GTPase activity; GTP binding
Source: RefSeq, a predicted model, not a curated record